Anguilla rostrata (American eel) is the source of this 3954-nucleotide messenger RNA. RefSeq names its product 1-acyl-sn-glycerol-3-phosphate acyltransferase alpha-like. Gene Ontology annotation, biological process: phosphatidic acid biosynthetic process. The record is from RefSeq and is a predicted model, not a curated record. Gene Ontology annotation, cellular component: endoplasmic reticulum; membrane. Gene Ontology annotation, molecular function: 1-acylglycerol-3-phosphate O-acyltransferase activity. Bases 1 to 765 code for a protein of 254 amino acids. NCBI's taxonomy places the organism in Eukaryota, Metazoa, Chordata, Actinopteri, Anguilliformes, Anguillidae. The transcript is spliced from 6 exons.
AUGGAUGUUCUCUGGAUUUCCCUGCUUGCAGUCCCUGUGCUUCUGUGGUCCAGUGGGACGUUUUUAUUUUACUUUAAAACAAUUUUAUACUUCGUCUCGAUGGUGUGCCUAGCCGUAGUAACAAUCCCGAUGUGUAUUUUGAAAAGCGGUGGCAGGAACGUGGAAAACAUGAGGUUUUUGAUUGACAGGGUGAUCCGCUUCCUGGUUCAACAUGUGAAGUACUUAAUGGGUCUGCGAUUUGUGGUGAGCGGCAGGGAGAACCUUCAGGUGGAUGGACCAUACGUGAUCAUCUCCAACCACCAGAGCUCUCUGGAUGUCCUCGGACAGAUGGAAGUCCUGCCCGAUCGCUGCGUAUCUGUCGCUAAGAGAGAGCUGCUGUUAACGGGCGCUGUUGGCCUCGCGUGCUGGCUGGGUGGCACCAUCUUCAUUAACCGCAAGAAGACUGACGAUGCUAAGAGCAUAAUGGCUGCUACUGCCAGAACCAUGCUGAAAGACCAGGUGCGGCUCUGGGUAUUUCCUGAAGGCACUCGGAAUCAUGAGGGCGACCUGCUGCCAUUUAAGAAGGGGGCAUUCCACCUGGCAGUACAGGCUCAAGGCACUAGUCUCAGUCAUUUUGAAGGAGACCUCAGAUGCAGCAGACAAGGAGUUCCUCAUGCUCUAUCAACGACCCUAAAUACUGCUCUUCCUAAGAUACUCAAGACCACCCGUCAGACCACAGUCUCAAGCCAUACACGAGCCAUCACAACUUCUGAAUACAAAGAGUGACAUCUCCACACCAGCUGGAAAGAGAGACACACUAUGGAAGCUGGCACGGAUCAUCAAGAGGAAAGAACAGCAUGUCCCAUCCUGGUCUGCUUUCAAUGCAUUCAUCACAGAUAAGUCACCUCCAGUCGUCGCUGUGCGAUACAUGCCUUUCAUAAGAGCUUCACCAACUGAUUAUUCCACAAUCUACCCAGCAACAGCUCUUUUUCUGCGAAAAGCUGGGGAAAGCAUUGUGCCAGUGCCUUCCAGGUGUCCAUGAAUUUACGGGCUGUGAUACAACAAACUGUUUUUUCAAAAUAGGAAGAACAACUGCUUUCACAAAACUUCAGAAGCACUUGGAGGAGCUGAAAGGCCUAAGUCAUAGGGUUGAGCCGAAUACUCGGAUGAAACGAGUAUCCGUAACGGAUAAUGUACUUUUUACGAGCACGAGUACCAUCCGAGUAAAAAUUGUCAAUAUCCGUACUCGUGAUGAAGGAAAAUCCUCAUUGGGUAACUGUGUCCAGUGUCCACAUCGUUCCAUGAUAGGCCAGCCACACAGAGCUCCUCCGCUACACAGAGCUUAUACAAAGUUUACUGCUGUGCUGCGCCCACACAACACAAUCUUGCCAUCGCCACAGCCACUCUGUCAACAGGGAUCUAUUAUUGUUAUAUAUUCUCAAUGAAAUAAAGUUUGCAAUUCUCAGAUUCGGCUCAACACAUUAUUCUCAUGAUAGCUAAACACACAUUUAAUGGACAUUCACACAUAAGCACAUAUUACUGAUUACAAACGGACAUUUCUAGCUUGCUACAGUGGGGCUAACUAGCCAGUUAACUAGCUGCUACGGUGGGGCUAGCUAGCCAGUUAGCUAGCAACUACAUGAUAUAAGCAUGUACUUGUAUUUUAUAACAUUUAGCGAUCUCAUACACACACUCUACUAGCAUCAUUGACACCCUAGCCUUCUUAUACAUCCACUGUACUAAUGCAAUAUCACUUUUGUGCACAUUUAGACGUCGUUGCUCACCUGAAAUCACAAGACAUACAGUACAUCAUAGUUAGCCAACUGUAACCUGGUGCGCUCUGUCUACUACUGUCUUCACACUGUCAGUUCAUUUAAAAAAAUAAUAAAACCAGAGUAACGAUAACAGCGUCUGCUACCACAGAGUGAUUGCGAUGAUAAAAUUUUUUUCGGUUACGCUGACCUAUAAAACGCUAUUCCAAAAGCAAAAUUAGACAUGUUAUACAUUGUUAGAAAGCUUAUACUCUCACCUACUGAAUAAAUGAAUUGUCAAUCAAGCCAGACUGUACUAAAAAGGGCGGCAAUGCCAUAUAGUAGAGGAACAAAUCUCAAAAAAAGGCUUUAGUUUUUGAGAUACCCCUAUCCGGGGUAGAACAAAGCAUAACCAUGUUUUUUCAUAACUUUAAUAUGUCUAGUUUUUUAAAUGGAUGGUUGUAUAAAAAUAUUUUACUGCAAAAUUAGUUUAUUUGGUUGAUGUUUGGAUCCUCCCCAAAACCGAAAAUAGUGAAAAUUUAGGCUUCUCCAAAAGGGACAGUGUCUGCCUUAUCACAUGUACUCUGGAAAUAAUGAUCAGAAUCGCAUUCACUUACGCAUUCACUCUGCGAUAGCAGUAAAAGACGCUGCACCUAACGAAACAUUGUCAAAGAUUUUUCGUAAUUUCUUGGAAAAUACUAUUAUUAUUGAGGACUUCUGGGCAAGCCAUAUGUUUGCUGAUAGACAUAUCUGACAUUGUUUUCUGGAGCAAAACAGAAGUGGAUAGAACUUUCAUUGAUUUACUGUCUCUGUCUCUAUCUACUGAACACAGAUAAAAUGUCAUCAUUGCUAUGUAAGUAUUACUGCUCAAAUAUUUCGGUUAUAUACGUUAUUUUUGAAAUUGAGUGUCUUUAAAUAGGUUAGUGGUAUUAUAUAAUGUGGAUAUUUCACACCGUAAUGUUAGUGCUAAUUAGUAGUGUAAUAGUUUUUGAGAUGCAUGCAACAGUGAUGAGGAGAGUGUUGAAACAUUGCCAAAACGUGGUGGACGGUGAACAUUGUUUUCAUAUCGUCCCAUCCCCAUACAAGAAUUCUUACGGGAGUACAGAGUAUAGAAAUACAUAUAAGAGUUCACAUUUAGGAUGCUUUAUUCCGCUUUACUCCUCCCAUGACUCCUCCUACCUUCACGGGUCUGUUGUGUAAUGGAGAAGAGCAACAGGCAACACGGCACGGGUAGGAUACGAAUGCUUGCCAUCCUGUACCGUGCCGUGCUGGUCAAUGGAGAAGCGCCAUAAGAGUCCCCAUCUAAGAGGCUUGUGUGAGAGGACAGACCUUACGGUGGUGGAAAACCAAUGAUGUCGACCAAAAAUUAAGAUGCAAAAGGAGAUUUAUUAUCUUCUAGACAGGUGGAGAAAAGGAUGCCAGUAUUAUUGUGAACAAAAGUGAAAUAAUAAUGAAAAUACACAAACAAAAAGACUUGCAAAACAAAAAGAAAGUAACAUGUAACUAUGUUUGAAAGGUUCAAUAAUAAUAAUAAUAAUAAUAAUAAUAAUAAUAAUACAAAUACACCACACUGACUUGGACCAGUCUGACCCAACAACCAACCAACCCCUAAUGAUGGUGGUAGCUGGGCUUAAAUAGCUUCUCCUCCCUUGGACCCUACCAAUUACCUCUAAUACCAAUAAAGUCCUACAACAGCUUAAAAUUACCAAUAACAAACACAAUAAAUAAUUAACCCAUUUAGAUAAUCAAUACAUUUCAUUUAAAUACUUUAUCUACAUCAUAAACCACCUUAUUAACCAUAACCUACACAACCCCGGGAAUAACAGCCCAUCCCAAUAAAACUGGUGGCAACUAAACACUACAAAAGCUUGUAGGAAAUUGCGCCGCGUCCUUUUGCCCCAGCAUGAUGACGCAACCAGGAAGCAUGCUACACCACACAGUAAGAACUCCUCUGAUUACUUUCUAAAGUUUCUAACGUUAGCAACAUUUCAAACAUGAUUUAAAUUCCAGCAUAAAGGUAACACAACAUGCCAAUACAAAUAGUCCUAAACACGAUCUCUAUGAGCACAUUAGAGUAUUAAUGUUAAACGCACAAACACAUAGCGAUACAAGGUUCAAACGAGUCGCACAAUGGCAGUGUGAAACGCACAAAUACAUAGCAAUGCAUGCACUAUUAGUUGGCCACCCCAACCACGAUGUAAACAUUAAUAUGCUUUUUCUUGUG